Anneissia japonica is the source of this 2396-nucleotide messenger RNA. RefSeq lists its product as uncharacterized. The record is from RefSeq and is a predicted model, not a curated record. The transcript has 3 exons. Bases 838 to 1953 code for a protein of 371 amino acids. Gene Ontology annotation, biological process: regulation of apoptotic process. Gene Ontology annotation, molecular function: protein binding. NCBI's taxonomy places the organism in Eukaryota, Metazoa, Echinodermata, Crinoidea, Comatulida, Comatulidae.
AACGAAAAUGAAUAGAUAAGGUUACAUAAGAAAGAAAAAAUGAAAAGAAAAAGUCACAUGAGAAAUAACUAAAAAAGAAAGAUAAGGUAACAUGGGAAAGGAAUAGACAAAAAAAAAAUAAAAAUAUAUAUAAGGAAACAAGGAACACAUCAGAAAGGUAAGGUAAGUAAUUUUUUGAUGAACAUAAGAUGCAAUGAAAUAAAAUGCAAAAUAUUUCCAGGAAAAACUGACAAGUUAAUAUAUGAUAAAAAGGAUGGUAUUAUUUUGAGAAAAUGAAAAGGUUGGUAGUAGUAGUGUAUACCACUUGAGGUGGUUUAUGGUUGUUUAUUGGGUAUGAAACUGUUUAUUUAAUUAUGACGAUGGUAGUUGGUAAAUAUUGGUGAUAUAGUUGUCAUCAAGAUACAAGGAUAAUUUCCCGCUAGACGUGCACUAGUGCCUUCUUUGACGAAAGAAAUAAUUUCAUUUUCUUUUAGUGUAUGUGUGUGUGUGUGUGUGGUACAAAUGAGGUAAGGUCGAAGUCCUCCUUUGAAAUGUUUUCUUCCUUCAGAGUUUUUUUGUAAGAUCGGAUGACAUAGUCUAAGCAGGAUUUUACGAUUAGCAAAAAUGGGGCCUUAAUAAAUGUUACUGUGUACUUUAUUUAUCAGUAUCAGGUGAUAUUAGUAUGUUUGCUGUCAAUUUACACAGUCCAUAAGACUUCAGAUAAUGAUUCAGAGCAGGAAAAUGAACCAGACUAUUAAAUAGUAGUAUUAUUAUCCUUUAAAAAAUAUACAUCUUAUAAUGUAAACGAAAUAAUUUUUGUUUAAAUUUUUUAUAGAUAAUAAAUUCAGUGCAUUAAAAAUGGUUCUUUCAAAGUGGUAUGAUGAUAACAAAGGUCUUCCUAUGUUGAAAGUGUUGUUCAGAGAUGUCCUUGGAACUUCGAAACUGUCAACAAUAACUCACACGAUGGAGAUAAUAGAUUACUUGGUUGAAAAGCGUCAUUUGACUCCAAGCAAUUUUAAUAUCAUAAGUGAUAUCAUUACCUUAACCAGACAUUAUGGUCUUCAAGAAUUAAUUAGAAGCAUUUUCCCGUCAUUCCCGGAAGAAAGGAAAGAAACUUUUACACAAAUGUUUUCACCUCACAGACAGCGAAUAAUGAAAUUUGGGAUGAUACUGACACCAUCCGAUGUGAGGCUCAUUGAUAAUUUAUAUAAUAUUCCUAGUAUGGAAUAUACAGACACAUGGAGUAUGAUCAGUGAUCUAGAGGACAGAACAAUCAUCAACGAUCGUAUGGGGAAAUUCAUUCGUUCAUUGGAAAAUCUUAAUCUCCGUCUGGCAUUAAAUGCACUAACAGAAGGAACAAAAUCGGCUUUGGCAUCUAAGCCUAAACUUCCGGAUACUCCACAAGUUCAAGGGUCGUACCAGAUGCCAGAAAUGUCUCCAUCGCAAUUCAAUCAACUGCUUAGAGAGGUUUCCAGGUGGUGGCAACUUCAUGGAAACGUGAAUAUGUUGAAUGUAAUACUUAGCGAAUUUAAAGUUAUUCCUGUAGUACUGAUGGAGGAGAAACAUGAGCCACGUGCUCUCUUCAAACAUCUUGAAGCCAUUGGGCUUAUCAGCAAAGCAAACGUUGAUAUCAUCAUCGAAACCAUUGUUUUGGGUGGCCAUUUCAGCCUAGAACGGGUGAUCCAAAAAUCGAUACCGACAUUUCCGGAAUUGAGAAAAGUUGAAAUCAAAAAAUUUUCCAAGUAUCGACAAAAUGUGCUCAACUUUGGUAAGGUUAUAGAUAAAAAUGACAUGCAAACCAUUGGUUUCUUGUAUGACCUUUACAUGCCCGAACUGAAGGACCCGUGGUGUUUAAUAUUUCAAUUGGAAAAGGAUGGUAUUCUAACUGAUGACCUACAUGCAAAGCAAGCAUUUAUUGACAAACUUAUGAAAAAUAAAAUGAAAGCUGAAGCCCGAGCACUGAACAAAUUUUAAAAUGAUAAGGAGAUUAUGAACAAGAAAGAACAAGGAAAGAAAGUGAAGGUAACAUGAGAAAGAAAAGAGAAAGAAAAGAUAAGGAAACAUAAGAAAGACAAAGAACAGGAAACUUAAGAAAUAUGAUGAAAAAGGAAUGGAUAAUGAAUCAUAAGAAAGAAAAAUGAAAGAAUAGAAAAGGUCACAUGAGAAAGAACAAGGAAAGAAAUCUGAGAAAAUCGUUAUUAUUAUUAUAUUAUUAUUAUUAUGACAAUUAUUGAAAUAAAGAAAGAAACAAAAACAUUAUUCGGCAAAUCCGCUUAACGUCCUCACAUGCGCGUAUGAAUUUUAUAAAGAAAGAUAAGGCAGCAUAAGAAAGACAAAGAAAAGAAAAGUACAGGAGAAUUAAGAAAGAUAACGAAAAUGAAUAGAUAAGGUUACAUAAGAAAGAAAAAAUGAAAAGA